AUGUCGUCGCCAGCUCAAUAUGUUGCUCUUCCACAGGGCGCAGGCUACGCAGUUGUGGUCGGUUUGGGUGCAGUGUUUGCCCUUGGAAUGAUGUUUACCACAUUCUGCUUAAGACGUUACAACAAAGAAAUUAUGACAGCAGAAGAGUUCGCUACCGCUGGCCGGUCUGUGAAGACAUUCUUGCUUUCUUCUGCAGUGGUCUCUUCUUGGACAUGGGCUGCAACUCUCUUAACAUCUACUGUUCAAGUGUACAACAAUGGUAUCUCAGGCGCCAUGUACUAUGCUGCUGGUGCAACUGUCCAGAUUAUUCUUUUCGCAUGUUUGGCUAUUAAGGGAAAGGAGAAGGCUCCUCACGCACACACGUACUUGGAAAUCAUCAAAGCCAGAUAUGGAAGCACCACGCAUGGAGUGUACUGUUUCUGGGGUUUCGCUACCAACGUUUUGGUCACAGCCAUGUUAUUAACCGGUGGCUCUGCUGUGGUGCAUGACUUGACCGGAAUGAAUGUUGUGGCUGCUUGUUUGUUACUUCCCCUCGGUGUGGUCAUCUAUACCUUAUUUGGAGGUAUCAAGGCCACCUUUUUGACAGAUUACGCACACACCGUAGUCAUUGUGGUUAUAAUGUUGGUUUUCGCAUUUAACACUUUUGCUGUUUCCGACAAAUUGGGAUCUCCAGCUGUUGUCUGGGACAUCAUCACUAACUUGGCUAUGACGCAACCUAGAGAGGGUAACGCUGGUGGCUCAUACUUGACUUUGAAGUCUCGCUCUGGAGGCAUCUUCUUUGUCAUCAACAUUGUUGGUAACUUCGGUACUGUCUUCUUGGAUAACGGUUACUUCAACAAGGCCUUCGCUUCUGACCCUGCUGCCACCAUGCCCGGAUACGUCAUUGGAGGUUUGGCCUGGUUUGCCAUCCCAAUGUUCACUGCCACUACCUUGGGACUUACUGCCUUGUCUUUGCAAGAUACUCCAGCUUGGCCAACCUUCCCACGUCAAAUGACCUCAGCAGAGGUCAGUGCUGGUUUGGUGUUGCCUAACGCUGCAGUUGCCCUUUUGGGUAAGAGUGGUGCUGUUAUGAGUCUUUUGUUGGUUUUCAUGGCUGUCACCUCGGCUAUGUCCGCUGAGUUGAUCGCUGUGUCAUCCAUCUACACCUAUGAUAUCUACAGAACUUACAUCAAUCCAAAGGCAUCGAGCAAGAGAUUGAUCUUCAUGUCUCACGCCUCCGUUAUUGUGUUCGCUUAUGUCAUGGCUGCGUUUGCUAUUGGCUUGUACUACGCUGGUAUCUCUAUGGGCUACUUGUAUGAAUUGAUGGGUGUUAUAAUUGGAGGUGGUGUUUUACCUUCGGCAUUGACCUUGCUCUCUAAGAAACAAAACUGGGCCGCUGCUACCUUUACACCUCCAAUUGCCACUGGUUUGGCCAUUAUGCUGUGGCUCAUUGUCACCAAAACCAAGUUUGGUGCCAUCAGCGUUGCUACCACUUUCGAGGACGACUCUAUGUUGACUGGUAACAUUGUCGCCUUGUUGGCACCAUUUGUGAUCAUUCCUGUGCUCAUUUUGGUAUUCAAGCCACAAAACUUUGACUGGGACAUUUUGAAGAGUAUCACUCGUGUGGACGAAGAGGAAGAGUUGCUCGAAGCCGAGUCUUCCCAGAACAACGAUGACCCCGAGAAGCUUCUCCCAGUCAAGUCUACCAUUGCCCAAGCCGCCCAAGAGAUUAUUGCCCAAAAUGAUCUUGAUCCUCUCGCCGAACAAGCUCGUUUGAGACGCUCCUUCAAGAUUGCCUUGACUAUUUGCUGCACACUUGCCGUAUGUCUUCUUGUGUUGUGGCCAAUGCCUAUGUACGGUACUGGGUACAUCUUCAGCAAGAAGUUCUUCACUGGCUGGAUUGUUGUCUUGUUCAUUUGGUCCUUCUUCACUGCAUUUGUUGUGAUCAUUGGUCCAUUAUGGGAGGGCCGCGAAGGCUGCUACACCACUUUCAGAGGUAUUUACUGGGACGUUACUGGCCAAACGCACAAGUUGCGUGAAUGGCAAAACGCCCACCCUGAACAAUUGCAUGCUGUACGGAGCCAGGUUUCCGCUGAGCUCGCUAGAUUGACUACUAUCGAAGGAAAAGUUGUUGGUGGAGGCUAUGUUCUGCCUCAUGGAAUUGAUGAGGAAUUAGAGAAGAAGUAA
Messenger RNA from Australozyma saopauloensis, 2166 nucleotides. RefSeq names its product Dur3p (gene DUR3). The transcript has a single exon. Gene Ontology annotation, cellular component: plasma membrane. Gene Ontology annotation, biological process: putrescine transport; urea transmembrane transport; spermidine transport. The record is from RefSeq and is a predicted model, not a curated record. Gene Ontology annotation, molecular function: spermidine transmembrane transporter activity; urea transmembrane transporter activity; putrescine transmembrane transporter activity. The coding region runs from base 1 to 2166 and encodes 721 amino acids. Lineage: Eukaryota; Fungi; Ascomycota; Pichiomycetes; Serinales; Metschnikowiaceae.